Messenger RNA from Nerophis lumbriciformis (worm pipefish), 2418 nucleotides. The record is from RefSeq and is a predicted model, not a curated record. Lineage: Eukaryota; Metazoa; Chordata; Actinopteri; Syngnathiformes; Syngnathidae.
AUGAGUAUCAAAUUAAAUGUGAGCUGUAGUAUUUCAUACAUUCUACUGGAUAUCAUUAUUACCACAGUCCUAUUUGCAAGUGGCACACAUUUGAACAUAUUUGUGGAGGAAAGCCUGAACUUCAGCAUUUUGAAGUCAACAUUGGAUAUCUGGGGGACAGUGCUUAUUCGAGCUUCUCUUCUUCUCGGUGCCUCAAUUGGAGUGUUAUGGAACCCAGAGGAUGGCCCACCAAGGGUAGCUAAACUCACCACCUUUGUCCUAUUAGUCUGUCAGACUAUUAUAACGUAUACAUUAGCCAAACUGCUGAUGCUGAGUGAACUUGAACCUCUAUCUCAUCGUCCCUGGUCUUUGAGUCUGAUUUGCUGGACCUGUUUCACCUCGCUGGCAUUUCUGGUCCUGUGGUGGUUGCUAGGGUUGGAAAAUAGCGGAAGCAGGUGUCAAUCGAGGGAUUCUCAGGACACGGAGAAAUUGCUUAAACUAGAUUGUGAAGAAGGGGAGGAUGAUGGGGAGUACAGUGAAAAGGAGAGUAAUUGUGAGAAGAAAGAAACCGGGGCCACCACCACCACCACCACAGGAGCUACACUGGGGCGUCUGCUGAGCUACACGAAAAAAGAUGGUGGGCUGUUAACUGUCGCCGUCCUAUUCCUUGUCAUCUCUGCUGUGUGUGAAGCCUUCAUACCUUACUACUAUGGGAAGGCCAUAGAUAACAUUGUGGUUCACCAGAGUAUGGAAUACUUUGCUAAACCUGCCAUCACACUGACAGUCCUGGCCUUCACCAGUUCAAUUGCAGUUGGUGUGCGGGGAGGAGUAUUCACGCUAACAUUUGCACGAUUGAAUCUUCGGUUCAGGAACCACCUCUUCAGAACUCUGAUGAGGCAGGAUAUUAGCUUUUUUGAUGAAAACCAUACUGGUGAUAUUACUUCUCGUCUGUCAGCUGACACCACCCAAGUGAGUGACCUCGUCUCCCAGAACAUUAACGUGCUCUUGAGGAGCACCAUCAAGGCUGUCGGCUUUCUUAUUUUUAUGUUUGGAAUGUCCUGGAAGCUAACAUUAGUAAACAUGAUGGGACUUCCUUUUAUUGCCCUUAUAUCUGAGUAUUAUGGCAAUUACUACAAGAAACUAACUAAAGAGGUGCAAACAACUCUUGCAAGGGCUAACAAAGUUGCAGAAGAAACAAUCUCAUCCAUGAAGACAGUGAGAAGUUUUGCUAACGAGGAUCGAGAGGCUGACUCGUACUAUGACAAGCUCAUUGUCAUGUACCAUCUCAACAAGAAACAAGCUCUGGCAUAUGCUUGCUAUAUGUGGUCUAGUUGUAUCUCAGAGCUUGCUCUAGAAGUCACCAUCCUCACCUACGGUGGCCACCUUGUAGUCACUGGUCAGAUGGAAAGCAGCCAGUUGUUAUCAUUUUUCAUAUACAUGCUUGAAAUGGGCGAAUGUUUAGCGAACAUUGCAUCAGUUUACUCAGGCCUCAUGCAGGGUGUAGGGGCUGCUGAAAAGGUUUUUGAGUACUUGGACAGAAAACCCGAACACCCAGUAGAUGGUACAGAGACUCUGGAGACAUUCACUGGUCUGGUGGAGUUUCAAGAUAUCACAUUUGCCUACCCUACUCGACCAGAGAUUGAAAUCCUUAAGGGAGUGUCAUUCACACUUAAACCUGGUGAGGUGACUGCUCUGGUGGGACCUUCCGGGAGUGGAAAGAGCUCCUGUGUCAACCUAUUGGAAAAUUUCUAUGUUCCCCAGCAGGGUCAUGUCCUGCUGGAUGGACAGCCGGUUAACAUCUUCAAGCACGAAGACCUCCAUUCUCAGGUGGCGCUUGUGGGCCAAGAACCAGUGCUUUUUGCUCGAACGAUUGAGGAGAACAUCACUUACGGUCUUACUGAUGUCUCCAUGGAUGCCGUCGUCCAGGCAGCAACAAAAGCGAAUGCUCAUGAUUUCAUCACCGCUCUGCCCCAAGGCUAUCAGACAAGUGUUGGAGAGAAAGGAGCACAGUUGUCAGGUGGACAAAAACAAAGAGUGGCCAUUGCAAGAGCCCUUGUCCGACACCCUCGCGUUCUUAUACUGGAUGAGGCGACCAGUGCUUUAGAUGCAGAGAGUGAACACAUUGUUCAGCAAGCUCUAAACAACAUAAUGAAGGAGCACACGGUGUUGGUGGUUGCACAUCGUCUCAGUACAGUGGAGAGGGCAAAUAGCAUCAUAGUGAUUGAUAAGGGCCGUGUGGCUGAACAGGGAUCUCACGGUCAGCUGAUGGCCAGUGGGGGGCUCUAUUACAAACUGGUCCAGCGACAGGUUCUGGGCAUAGAGACUGGGGAUGAUUUACUAAAUUUUCCAGAGGAUUCCUCCUGGAAGCCUGAUGUAGGACACCAACAUAGCAGACAAAGCAGUAGUGCUAGUGAGGAAGAAUAUAAUCCUCGCUAUUGA